Molecule: messenger RNA, 729 nt
Organism: Colletotrichum abscissum
Lineage: Eukaryota; Fungi; Ascomycota; Sordariomycetes; Glomerellales; Glomerellaceae
Exons: 1
Coding region: 1-729 (242 amino acids)
Source: RefSeq, a predicted model, not a curated record
AUGUCAAAUGAACACGAAAGAGGGGGCCAGCAGUUGUUUAGGGUGUUGGCAGGGAGAUCACAGCGUGAAGGAACUGUUUCGGAUGAUCUGGGAAAUUCAGGCGACUGUGAACACGGAGCAGGGCGAUUCGUUUUUCUGUUCUUUCGGGCAGAUGUCCGUUCGGGCUGGUCAUGGAAUGAUUCGGGUGCCAAAAGCGUCGGAGGGCAACCUAUGAUUCGAAUUGCAAGCAUACAAUACGGCGUGGGCGUGGAUUCCGACAUCUGGUUUGACUCGAAUGGGUUGGGACUGGGAAACACACAUCCGGGGAGUUGGUACAAAGCACACAAGACGACUCUUCUUUUCACACGGCGAAAAAAAAUCACACAAAAAAUCAGGGAUUUGGGGAAUCGGGGUGUUUCUGGAUUCUUACUUUGGGGGGGAUCCGUUUUUCCUUGUCUUUCUGCUACGGGGGGGUUCCACACCGGAAGGUUGCGCCGCAGGAGUUCUUCACUUGCCUUUCCAGCCCUUGACUGCUUCUGGGACACCGGGACGGUCAGGGCUAUAAUGAGGUUUCGUGAUUCUUUUUCGACACGGAAAAGAAGAGGGAAACUUGACCGCAUCAAGAGAGGGGGUUUUGGUCGGGAAAGAUGCGGAUUAGAUCAUCAACAUGGGUUUGCGUUGGAGACGGAUCGGAUGGGACUGUUUUUUCUUCAUAGUUUUGUUUUGGCACGCACGCUUCGCUCAGGAUAG